UGGAGCGGUGGGCACACAGUAGUAAUAAGGCAGCAGCGGGCCACAUAGCACCGGGGCAGCAGCUCCAGUGUCCCCAUCGCUAAUAAUAGCAGCAGCAGCAGCAGCAGCAGCAGCAGCAGCACCCGGGUCCCGGCUGGCCGCCGCACGCAGGGAGAGGAAGCGGCAGCAGCAGGCUGGGGAGAGGGAGGAGGAGGAGGAGAGAGCCCUAACCUGGCCGCAGCCAAUGACAGGCGAGUCUCCGGCGGUGACAUAUGCAGCAGCGGCCAGAGCCGCCGCUGGAGCAGGAGAAUAAAGAUGGCAAUGUCCCUGAUGGAGGCAUGCCGCAGCCUGGCGCUCUCCACCUGGCUGCUCUCCUGCUGCUUCGUGCAUCUGCUCUGCAUGGACUUCACCGUGGCGGAGAAGGAGGAGUGGUACACGGCCUUCGUCAACAUCACCUACCACGACCCGGCCACCGGCGCCAACAGGACAGAGAAGAGCGAGUGCGGGCGCUACGGGGAGCACUCCGCCCGGCAGGACGCCUGGGGCUUGGCGGUGAUGCCCUCCCCGCAGGACAGACUGGCCUGUGACCCGGCCACCAAGUUCCCGGUGCCCGCUCACGCCGGCAGAUGGGUGGCCCUGAUCCCUGUGGGGAACUGCUCGUGUAGGGAUAAGAUCCGUCACGCCGCCCUGCAAAACGCAUCGGCCGUGCUCAUCUAUAACGUGGGCUUCGGCAAUGACACCAUCACCAUGUCUCACCCAGGUAUUGAAGAUAUCGUAGCAAUAAUGAUCCCAGAGCCUAAAGGGAAGGAAAUUGCAAGCUUGCUAGAAAAAAACCUUAAUGUGACUAUUUACAUUACAAUUGGAACACGGAACUUACAAAAAUUUGUCAGCCGUACAUCAGUGGUGUUUGUUUCCAUAUCCUUUAUUGUUCUUAUGAUCAUCUCUCUUGCCUGGCUAGUAUUCUACUAUAUCCAGAGGUUCAGAUACGCAAAUGCACGAGACAGAAACCAGAGACGGCUGGGUGAUGCUGCAAAAAAAGCCAUCAGCAAAUUACAAGUUAGAACUAUUAAAAAAGGGGAUAAGGAGACAGAGCCAGAUUUUGAUAACUGCGCUGUAUGCAUUGAAGGAUACAAACCUAAUGAUGUUGUCCGAAUCUUGCCAUGCCGGCAUCUCUUCCACAAGUCUUGUGUGGACCCUUGGUUAUUAGAUCACCGCACCUGUCCAAUGUGUAAAAUGAACAUUCUCAAAGCUCUUGGCAUACCGCCUAAUGCAGAUUGUUUAGAUGACAUCACUCCAGACUUUGAUGGUUCAGUAGGACCACCAACCAAUCAAAUUACAGGAGCCAGUGAUGUCACUGUGAACGAGAGUUCAGUAGGUGUAGAUUCCGCUAUCCGUACGGUGGGUGUCCUACAAAUUAUCCAAGAUGCAGAUGUACUUCCGCAGGUCGGCGAGGUCAGCUAUACUGCAAGCAGUGAACAAGAUCCGGUAAUCAGCAGUGACUCUGAUAUAUCUCUGAUUAUGGCAGUAGAAGUGGGACUUUCAGACGUGGAUCUUUCCACUGAUCAGGACUGUGAGGAGGUGAAGUCAUGAGCAGGUCUGUUGCUGCGGACCAUAGAAAAGAUAUAGGACAUGUGACGUGGUCAGCUCUCCUGGAGUAUGGACUAUUCCAAAAAGUAAAAACCACACACCAUCACCAUAAAUCUCCAGUGCACUCCAUUAAGGGAUGAUCAUGAAAAAGCAAUAGCACCAGGUGCCUGCUAUUGUCAGCACAGUUCCUUCCCGCUGGAUUUUAAGUUGUGUUGAUAUGGGAGCAGAAGCCUUCUGGUUUCCUCACUUGUGCAAGGCUUCAGUCUGCAGGCUUCCCUGAUGAGGAUGGUAGACAUGGAACUAAAACAAGAUCUUUGAUGCUAUUUAAAAAAAAGAGAUAUAAACUUUGCUACCCUUUUCUGUUGUUUACCCAGUUUUAAUCAGUGUAUUUCAAUCACAAAUACCAUGGUCCUGAUAGCAAAUCUCUAGAUUUUUUUACUUCAAGGCUUCUCUGCCAAGUCAACAGGAAGAGAUUGUGAUGGUCAUGUGUGAAAGCCUUACUCUUAUCUUAAGAAAGCUAUGAUUACCGGAUGGGCAACCAUCCCAGAAGCACUAGAGAAGAGACUGUCUGUAGAGUGCCCAUACCAAUUGCAUGUGAUACGACAUUUCUCAUGAACUGCAUAAAGAAUGUUAGGUACUAGAGUUACAGGCUAUUACUUUGGGUCAUAAAGAAGACUCAGACGUCAGUGAACAAGAACACUAUGUCAAUGCACAAUCUAUUUUACAUCUAACAUCACUGAAAGUUUGUUUAGAUUUAAGAAAAAAAAAUAGAAUCCCCACUUAAUUACUUAGGAGAACCAAUCCUUUUCACACUUAAUGAAGAAUUAUCCAGUAUUGUGCUUAUGCUAUAAAGUGGGUAUGUUUUUUUUUUCCAAGAAUAAAUAUAUAUUUUUUCAAAAUCGAAUAUAACUAUUAGUUUGGGAAUGAAAUAAAAAAACCAAACAGUG
Molecule: messenger RNA, 2513 nt
Organism: Pseudophryne corroboree (corroboree frog)
Lineage: Eukaryota; Metazoa; Chordata; Amphibia; Anura; Myobatrachidae
Gene: RNF150
Product: ring finger protein 150
Exons: 7
Coding region: 295-1569 (424 amino acids)
Source: RefSeq, a predicted model, not a curated record